Messenger RNA from Knipowitschia caucasica, 1593 nucleotides. NCBI's taxonomy places the organism in Eukaryota, Metazoa, Chordata, Actinopteri, Gobiiformes, Gobiidae. The record is from the annotation of a GenBank genome assembly.
AUGUCUGUGUUGUGUCCGUGUUGUGUCUGUGUUGUGUCUGUGUUGUGUCUGUGUUGUGUCUGUGUUGUGUCCGUGUUGUGUCUGUGUUGUGUCCGUGUUGUGUCCGUGUUGUGUCCGUGUUGUGUCUGUGUUGUGUCCGUGUUGUGUCUGUGUUGUGUCUGUGUUGUGUCCGUGUUGUGUCUGUGUUGUGUCCGUGUUGUGUCCGUGUUGUGUCCGUGUUGUGUCCGUGUUGUGUCCGUGUUGUGUCCGUGUUGUGUCCGUGUUGUGUCCGUGUUGUGUCCGUGUUGUGUCCGUGUUGUGUCCGUGUUGUGUCUGUGUUGUGUCCGUGUUGUGUCUGUAUUGUGUCCGUGUUGUGUCCGUGUUGUGUCUGUGUUGUGUCUGUGUUGUGUCUGUGUUGUGUCUGUGUUGUGUCUGUGUUGUGUCCGUGUUGUGUCUGUGUUGUGUCUGUUGUUGUGUCCGUGUUGUGUCUGUGUUGUGUCUGUGUUGUGUCCGUGUUGUGUCUGUGUUGUGUCCGUGUUGUGUCCGUGUUGUGUCUGUGUUGUGUCCGUGUUGUGUCUGUGUUGUGUCUGUGUUGUGUCCGUGUUGUGUCUGUGUUGUGUCCGUGUUGUGUCCGUGUUGUGUCCGUGUUGUGUCCGUGUUGUGUCCGUGUUGUGUCUGUGUUGUGUCCGUGUUGUGUCCGUGUUGUGUCCGUGUUGUGUCUGUGUUGUGUCCGUGUGUUGUGUCCUGUGUUGUGUCCGUGUUGUGUCCGUGUUGUGUCUGUGUUGUGUCCGUGUUGUGUCCGUGUUGUGUCCGUGUUGUGUCCGUGUUGUGUCCGUGUUGUGUCUGUGUUGUGUCCGUGUUGUGUCUGUGUUGUGUCCGUGUUGUGUCCGUGUUGUGUCCGUGUUGUGUCCGUGUUGUGUCCGUGUUGUGUCCGUGUUGUGUCCGUGUUGUGUCCGUGUUGUGUCUGUGUUGUGUCUGUGUUGUGUCUGUGUUGUGUCCGUGUUGUGUCCGUGUUGUGUCUGUGUUGUGUCUGUGUUGUGUCUGUGUUGUGUCUGUGUUGUGUCCGUGUUGUGUCCGUGGUGUGUCUGUGUUGUGUCCGUGUUGUGUCCGUGUUGUGUCUGUGUUGUGUCCGUGUUGUGUCUGUGUUGUGUCUGUGUUGUGUCCGUGUUGUGUCUGUGUUGUGUCCGUGUUGUGUCCGUGUUGUGUCCGUGUUGUGUCCGUGUUGUGUCCGUGUUGUGUCUGUGUUGUGUCCGUGUUGUGUCCGUGUUGUGUCCGUGUUGUGUCCGUGUUGUGUCCGUGUUGUGGAGUCUGAUCCAAGCUCUGCACGCCGUGUUGAAGAACCCUCCGAUAAACACCAAGAACCAGAACGUCAAGGAGAGAGCACAGGGCCUGGUGCUGAAGGUACUGACCACCUUCAAGGGCAGUGACAUCGAGAAGGCCGUGCAGUCUCUGGACCAAGGCGGACUGGAUCUGCUCAUGAAGUACAUCUACAAAGGCUUCGAGAGGCCGAGCGAGAACAGCAGCGCCGUCCUGCUGCAGUGGCACGAGAAGGCGUUGGCGGUGGGAGGAGUGGGCAGCAUCGUCAGGGUCCUCACCGCCAGAAAAACUGUCUGA